GGUAAAUAUACCCUGGAGGCGACGUCAGACGCCCUGCUGGGAGCCUGUGGUUGAAGGGGAGCGAUGGAGAUAUAAGGAGCAGGCGAUGAGGAACUGCUUCACUUUACCUGGAGUGCCACAGCCUUCUCUGGAACUUCCUCCAUUCCUUCACAGUUCAGAAUGCAGAAGUGCGUAGCUCUACUACUACUCACCGUGGCUCUCUGCCUACAGGCCACUUCCUGCUUACGCUUCCAGGACGACAGAAAUGUCGAAUCACAGUAUGUCCCAUCCGCACCAGAGUUGGCCUCUUGGAUCCUAGAAAUGGCUCAGAGGAAUGAUCAUGCACACAAACGCAACUCUGAGAUCAUCAACUCCCUCCUUGGAAUGCCCAAGGUCCUCAACGAUGCUGGCCGCAAGUAAAUCAUCCUCAGUAGUCAACUUCUGACAGCAAUUACAAAAUGUUUUGUACUUUUCUUUGUUUAUCUUAGUAACAAAAACUCAUUGUACCAUUGGAAAAAUUAUUAAACACAAUUAACAGUAACUUUAGGUUAAAAUUAUACAUACAUUGUUUUUAACUCACAAUUUAUUCCUCAGUCUAGAGCUGAAAAUGUGUAUUUUUGAAUUUUUAAUUUGUACACAUUAGUAAAAAAAUUUUAAUAUGGCUUCAUUUUGCUCUUUUUUAAAGAUCUGUUGGUUACACUCAUUUAAAAUAUAUUCUCAUGUUCAUUGUACAUUUGUUGGUAAAUAAAAUUCUUGAAUAUA
Molecule: messenger RNA, 741 nt
Organism: Homalodisca vitripennis (glassy-winged sharpshooter)
Lineage: Eukaryota; Metazoa; Arthropoda; Insecta; Hemiptera; Cicadellidae
Product: pigment-dispersing hormone peptides-like
Exons: 3
Coding region: 160-399 (79 amino acids)
Biological process (GO): response to light stimulus
Cellular component (GO): extracellular region
Molecular function (GO): hormone activity
Source: RefSeq, a predicted model, not a curated record